Saccostrea echinata is the source of this 1311-nucleotide messenger RNA. RefSeq lists its product as uncharacterized. The record is from RefSeq and is a predicted model, not a curated record. The coding region runs from base 1 to 1311 and encodes 436 amino acids. The transcript has a single exon. NCBI's taxonomy places the organism in Eukaryota, Metazoa, Mollusca, Bivalvia, Ostreida, Ostreidae.
AUGACGAGCUUAGCUUACGCAGACUUCCAAGAGGGGUUGCCCAGGGAAUUAUUGCUGUUUAAUUUGCCCCUGACACAAACAGCCGUGACUCGUAACUUUUACGUGGAUUGUAGACCCGUGUCUCAGAUAAGCGAAAACGGUCCCGUAGAAUUUAAUGUACCUGGAACUGGGGAUUACCUAGACUUGAAAAAAAGUUUGUUGUUUAUAAAAGCUCGUAUCUUCAAGACGGAUGGUACCACUAUCGGGGCGGAUGAGAAAGUGGGUCCUGUGAAUAAUUUUUUGCACAGUCUCUUUAAUCAGGUGGACAUAUCCUUAAACGGAAAACAGUUCCCGAGUAGCGGGGGCGCAACCUAUGCUUAUAAAGCUUACCUGCAGAAUUUGUUGAAUUACGGUGAGGAGGCUAAGCAAUCCCAACUCCAGUGCAGCUUAUUUUUUAAGGAUGAUGCGGGCUUCAUGGAUGUCACGGACCCCAACGGCGCUAAUUCGGGGUUAUAUUCGCGAACCGCAUUUUGUAAAGAAAGCUUAUCUUUUGAUUUAGAAGGGCCUAUCUUAGAAGAUGUGUGUCGACUUGAUCGUUUUGUGCUGAAUGGAGUGGACGUUAACAUUAAACUCUAUCGACAAAACCCAUCCUUCUGUCUCAUGUCCGCUGAGACUGACCCACACUACAAGGUCGUAUUUGAUGACGUCAUUUUCCGGGCUUGCAGAGUGCAGGUGUCACCAGGUAUCAUCGUAGGGCACACAAAGACUUUAGAAAUGACAACAGCCAAAUAUCCCCUAAUUAACACAGACCUUAAAGUAGCCUCUAUCGCCACCGGACAGACCCGGUUCAUCUGGGAUAACAUUUAUUUGACCCGCUGUCCCAGUAAAAUCGUUCUCGGACUGGUUUCCACGGAGGCUCAGACAGGGAGUUAUCUAAAAAACCCUUUUAAUUUUCAAACAUUUGGCGCUCGUCAUGUCGGCGUAUUUGUCAAUAAUGUGAGUGUCCCCGGGCAGCCUUACAAAAUAGAAGAAAACUGUUACAUCUCCGCUUACCGCAGUUUAUUCGAUAUUGUUGACAAAUCUCAAAUCGAUUCCGGGAACAACAUUGACCGAAAUGAUUGGAAAUAUGGAUACUGCCUUUACGGCUUUUCGUUACAACCUCAGUUUGGAAACACCGACACCCUCUCUUUGAUGAAUCAAGCAAGUGUUCGAUUAGAACUGGCCUUCGAUCAGGCACUUACAGAGACCGUUUCCUGCAUUCUUUAUGCAGAAUUCCCCUCGUAUUUUGAAAUAGACAAUACUAGAAAUAUAAUUCUUAACUCUAUAUCAUGA